UGGUGAGUUCCAUGUCUGCUUAUGUCUGGUGUUUGUUUGCUUUUAUUCAAAGUUCCUUGUUGCUGAAUUAGAGAGUUGAGCAUCCUGCACAUGAGAUUACGUGGGAACAUGUGGUGCAGAGGUUAGUCGUGGUUCUUGUGUGUACAUGCAGCAGACCAUGACUGAAGAAACGAGCGGAGGAAGCCCCGGUAGACAGAGUGAUCCAAACAAAGUGGAUGCUGAUGGAGGGGGUCCAGCCAGAGGGAAAUGGGCCAACAAAUGGGAGUUUUUGCUUUGCAUGACCGGAGAAAUCAUCGGCCUGGGAAAUGUUUGGCGCUUCCCUUAUUUGUGCUACAAGAACGGUGGAGGGGUCUUCCUCAUCCCUUACUUCACCUUCCUGUUCUUCGGUGGCAUCCCCAUCUUCUUCCUGGAGGCGGCGCUGGGCCAGUACACCAGCGAGGGCGCCGUGACCGCCUGGAGGAAGAUAUGCCCCAUGUUUCAGGGUGUGGGGAUCGCCUCCCUCAUAAUCGUCAUCUACCUGAACAUCUACUACAUCGUGGUGCUGGCCUGGGCUCUCUUCUACCUCUUCAACUCCUUCCAAAGCCCCCUGCCCUGGUCCACAUGUGAAAACUGGUGGAACACCGACGUCUGUCACGACCGCGCUGGUAUUUUCACCAACCCCCAUCUGUUCCACCCCGACUCCAACUGGACCUUCCUGAGCAACAUCAGCUCGUACGACUACCUGGAGAACACCACCGACAUGAUGCUCAAUGAAACCUUCCUGAUGGUCAAGUCCCCCGAGGAGGAAUUCUGGACAAAUCGUGUGUUGAGGAUGUCGGACUCCAUGUCCCUCGGCAAGGUGCACUGGGACCUGGCGCUGUGCCUGCUGCUGGCCUGGGUCAUCUGCUACUUCUGCAUCUGGAAGGGGAUUAAAUCCACAGGCAAGGUGGUCUACUUCACCGCCACCUUCCCUUACCUGAUGCUGCUGCUCCUCUUCUUCCGCGGGGUGACGCUGCCCGGCGCCGGAGAGGGCCUGAAAUUUUACCUCAUGCCCGACUUCCACAGGCUGGCCGACCCUGACGUGUGGCUGGACGCCGGGACGCAGGUGUUCUUCUCCUACGCCGUGUGCCAAGGAGUGCUGACCUCUCUGGGAAGCUACAACAAAUACAACAACAACUGCUACAGGGAUUGUGUGGCGUUGUGCUUUGUGAACAGCGCCACCAGCAUCUUCGCUGGCUUUGUGGUGUUCUCCGUGCUGGGCUUCAUGGCACACAGCCUGGGCGUCCCGGUGGAGGACGUAGCUCAUAGCGGUGAGUCGGCCGAUCAACAAACACCCCCGCUGUACGUUAAAAGUGUUUUUUUUCCUCCCCCAGGUCCAGGUUUGGCCUUCAUCGCCUACCCGAAAGCUCUUUCAAUGCUACCCGGCUCGUCCUUUUGGACCGUGCUCUUCUUCCUCAUGAUCCUGCUGCUGGGCCUGGACACUCAGUUUGUGUGCGUGGAGAGCCUGGCAACGUCCAUCACAGACCUGUUCCCUCGCCAGCUGAGGAGGCGCGGCGCUCGGGAGAUCCUGGUUCUGGUUAUCGCCGUCGUCUGCUUCCUGCUGGGCCUGCCGCUUAUCACGGAGGGAGGAAUAGUGCUCUUCCAGCUGAUUGACAGCUACGGGCCAAGUGCAACCAGCCUGCUCAUCAUCGCCUGCUUUGAGACCAUCGUGGUGUCCUGGGUGUACGGUAGGAAGCGUUACUGCAGGUGCACCACUUUCCUUCCCGUAGCGGUUUUACAUUUCAUACAGAUUGGAUUUUCUCACGGUUGUGCAGGCGCGGACAGGUUCUAUGACAACAUAGAGGACAUGAUUGGGUACCGGCCGUUCCCCGUCCUCAAGUACUGCUGGUUGUUCAUCACACCGCUCCUAUGUGUGCUCACGAUGCUGUACGACCUGGCCAACACGCACUCCCUCAUGGUGUACGACUACAGGCCCGGCACGUGGGCCUCCGCCUUGGCCUCGCUGCUGGUGCUCACGCCGCUCAUCUGCAUCCCAGCGUUCAUCCUCAUCACGCUGUGCAGGAACCCUCAGAACAUGGCGGUACCGUCGAGCGAGCUACGCCAGGCCCGGCCGCACAAGCCCGUCCUCACGUUGGGUCAGCAUGUCGUCUUCGCCGCUUCCAGGCCGCCCGGCGGGAGGGACGAUAAGAUAGCAAUGGAGGAGCCCAGCGCCGUUUGAUGGACCAGGACUAUGACAUCAUGGCCAUAUUGUUCCUAAACGUAGUGAGACAUUCAGGGACCUGCUACAGUGUUUCCCAUAUAAGCUCCGUAUCUUUGUUUUCACACCCACAACUUGUGCUUCUCAAGACCCGUACUGAUAACCGUUUUCAAUGUCGAUGGAAGUGUACUUUAGAAGGCUAAGGCAGGUAAGAAGGACCGCAACAAAUGAGAACCUGUCGGUUAGUCCUGAUGAAACAUGAUGACAUCACUGCUAGCAGCAGAACCAGACUAUAAAGGGGGAGGAGCCACAUGCUGUGCCCAGCAAGGUGCACUGUAUUCGGGCACACGCUCCGAGCGGCCUGUGUGACGCCACGGAGGUCUCUCUUUUCAAACACCGUGCCGCUGGCGCUUCAGGUGACUGACUGCUCCAAGGGGUUUUUGUACCCUCACGGAGGAGCAUUUGGUACAACUAGCAAGCUAUAUUUAGCCACCAAUCAGACCCCAAUCUGAUGUGUGUGUUCAUCGCCAGUUUAUCUUCUAUUUGUCAUGUUGGGAAAAGUUAUGUGUAGGUAGCACUUUUGCGUCUCAUAGUGCAUAACUGUAGCGUUCAAGGACUGAACAAAGACAAAAGCAUGUGAAAUGUGUGAGCUUUCCAACAGAGACUCUGACUUGACAACACAAACGCUCUUCUCAACGAGCAGCAGGUGCCUCUGUGGGCCCCUGCCCAGCUCACAGGUGGCUCCGUCUUGUUUGUGGUGUUAAAACGGUUCAUUUGUAGUUCCAGCUUUACCUAGUUCUAGCUUUUUUUAACUCACUUUUUGCCUCCCGUGGUAUUCCUCUCUCCUACAGCAUCCAAAUUAGACGUCACAUCACCCUCCAACCCACCACUGCCACACGUAGAUUGCAAUCCUGUGGGAAACACUGUACUAUUUACUUUUUUAUGCUACAAAUCCAAAGCAAUGAACAUAUAUGACGGUUUUUAACUGUUUGUGUCACCCAAUAGCAAUCAAUACAACAUCUUAUUGAAGGAAUUUCAUGUAGUCUUGCCCUAUAGUACAGUACAGUACAGUAUGUACAGUACAGUAUGUACUGUACAGUACAGUAUGUACAGUACAGUAGGUACAGUACAGUACAGUAUGUACUGUACAGUACAGUAUGUACAGUACAGUAGGUACAGUACAGUAUGUACAGUACAGUAUGU
Dunckerocampus dactyliophorus (ringed pipefish) is the source of this 3379-nucleotide messenger RNA. RefSeq names its product sodium- and chloride-dependent betaine transporter-like. Lineage: Eukaryota; Metazoa; Chordata; Actinopteri; Syngnathiformes; Syngnathidae. Gene Ontology annotation, biological process: sodium ion transmembrane transport. The transcript is spliced from 13 exons. The record is from RefSeq and is a predicted model, not a curated record. Gene Ontology annotation, cellular component: membrane. Bases 146 to 2197 code for a protein of 683 amino acids.